Molecule: messenger RNA, 2627 nt
Organism: Spinacia oleracea (spinach)
Lineage: Eukaryota; Viridiplantae; Streptophyta; Magnoliopsida; Caryophyllales; Amaranthaceae
Product: chloride channel protein CLC-b
Exons: 6
Coding region: 1-2415 (804 amino acids)
Biological process (GO): chloride transport; transmembrane transport
Cellular component (GO): plant-type vacuole membrane; intracellular membrane-bounded organelle
Molecular function (GO): nitrate:proton symporter activity; voltage-gated chloride channel activity
Source: RefSeq, a predicted model, not a curated record
AUGGAAGAAGCUGGAGAACCACCAUCAAAUAACGCCAACUCAAAUGUGAUAGACGACGAGACAACUCGUUGUUCGGUCACUCAGCAAAGUAUGGAAGCCGAUGAGGCUGAUGCAAAUGGAGAAGCAGACCUGGAAAAUAAUUCAUUACAUCAACCUCUGUUAAAGAGAAACAGAACACUAUCUGCUAGUCACUUAGCUAUGGUGGGAGCAAAGGUUUCUUAUAUCGAAAGCCUUGAUUACGAGAUCAAUGAGAAUGAUCUGUUCCGGCAAGACUGGAGAAGUCGAUCUAAAAUUCAAGUAUUACAAUAUGUAUUCUUGAAAUGGAAACUUGCAUUUCUGGUGGGACUGUUAACUGGUCUUAUUGCUACACUUAUAAAUCUUGCAGUUGAGAAUAUUGCUGGAUACAAGUUGCUCCUAGUAUCUGGCUAUGUUGAGCAGAAGAGGUAUGUGAUGGGGUUGAUUAUUUUGACAGGGGCUAACUUUCUACUGACUCUGAGUGCUACAGUGUUAGUUGUUUUCUUUGCUCCCACUGCUGCUGGACCUGGUAUACCUGAAAUCAAAGCUUACCUUAAUGGUAUUGAUACUCCCAACAUGUAUGGGUUACCAACCUUGCUUGUUAAGAUAAUUGGGAGCAUUGGAGCAGUCUCUGCUGGCUUGGACCUCGGUAAAGAAGGGCCGUUAGUGCACAUUGGAACAUGCAUUGCAUCCUUGCUUGGCCAGGGUGGAACAGAAAAGCAUCGUGUUAAAUGGCGGUGGUAUCGCUACAUGAACAAUGACAGGGAUCGGAGAGAUUUAAUCACCUGCGGUUCUUCUGCAGGAGUGUGUGCAGCUUUUAGAUCCCCAGUGGGAGGUGUUCUCUUUGCUCUGGAAGAAGUGGCAACGUGGUGGAGGAGUGCGCUCCUUUGGAGAACCUUCUUUAGCACAGCAGUUGUGGUGGUAGUGCUCAGAGCUUUCAUUGAGUACUGCAGUUCUGGAAAAUGUGGACUUUUCGGCAAUGGAGGACUCAUCUUGUUUGAUGUGAGCAAUGUUACUGUGAGUUACCACCUAAUGGAUAUCUUCCCUGUCGCCCUCAUAGGACUCAUCGGUGGUGUUCUCGGAAGUCUUUACAACUAUGCCCUGCACAAAGUUCUCAGACUUUACAGUCUCAUCAACGAGAGGGGAAAGUUAGCAAAGAUCCUUCUAAGUCUUACGGUCUCAGUUUUUACCUCUGUAUGCAUGUAUGGCCUGCCGUUUCUUGUGAGUUGCACAAAAUGUGAUCCCUCCAUAUCAAAUUCCGUUUGCUCCACAACUGGAAGAACAGGAAAUUACAAGAGAUUCAACUGCCCAAAAGGCUAUUACAAUGACCUUGCCAGCUUACUCUUUUCCACAAACGAUGAUGCUGUUCGAAAUAUCUUCUCUACAAAUACCCCAGGAGAGUUUCACCCAGUCUCUCUGUUGAUAUACUUUGUGUUGUACUGUAUCCUGGGACUCUUUACCUUUGGAAUAGCUGUACCUUCUGGACUCUUCCUACCAAUCAUUCUCAUAGGUUCAGCAUACGGACGUUUGCUUGGCAUUGCUAUGGGAACUUACUCAAAGAUUGACAGAGGGCUUUAUGCAGUCCUAGGUGCAGCAUCUCUCAUGGCUGGCUCGAUGAGAAUGACUGUGUCACUUUGUGUGAUUUUCCUUGAACUAACCAACAACCUCUUGUUACUCCCCAUAACGAUGCUCGUGCUUCUCAUUGCAAAAUCAGUGGGAGAUUGCUUCAACCUCAGCAUCUAUGAGAUCAUACUAGAGCUAAAAGGCUUACCUUUCUUAGAUGCAAACCCUGAACCAUGGAUGAGGAAUAUCACUGUUGGAGAGCUUGCUGAUGUUAAGCCACCAUUAGUUACCCUUCGAGGAGUUGAAAAGGUAUCACGAAUUGUAGAUGUCCUGAAAAAUACUACACACAAUGGUUUCCCAGUCAUAGAUGAUCAUACAACAAUCCCAACAAGUGACGGUAUAAAGGCAAGAGAGCUGCAUGGGCUAAUUUUAAGAGCUCACCUCGUAGCUGUGCUGAAGAAAAAGUGGUUUCUGGAGCAGCCAAGAAAAACAGAGGAAUGGGAAGUGAGAGAGAAAUUUACCUGGGUUGAAUUAGCAGAAAGAGACCUCGACUUUGAACAAGUAGCCAUAACAAAGCAAGAAAUGGGGAUGUAUGUCGAUCUGCACCCUUUCACAAACAAAACUCCUUAUACCGUGAUAGAGGAUAUGUCAGCUGCAAAGGCAAUGGUAUUGUUCAGGCAGGUUGCACUUCGCCAUAUGCUCAUUGUACCAAAGUACCAAGGUGACGGGAUAUAUCCUGUAAUAGGAAUCUUAACAAGGCAAGAUUUAAGAGCCCACAAUAUUCAAACUGUGUUCCCUCAAGUAGCAAGAUCCAAAGGCAGAGAAAAGCAAAAAUGAGUUCUUACAAAUGCUCAGAUGUGCAGAGUUCGCCUCCUUAGAUCAAUAGAUUUGCAAUUGCAUUCUUUCCACAGUUCUCAAUUUUGCAUUCUUUUUUCUAAUACAACAUGUACAAGGUUGUAAAUUUCAAGGAACUGUCAUGAGUAUAGUUUGUGUAGGCUCCCCAAAUAAUACAUAUUAACUACCUAUAAAGGAAAGCAUUUACUACAAAA